Leucoraja erinaceus (little skate) is the source of this 2175-nucleotide messenger RNA. It is a transcript of the gene tmem87a, whose product is annotated as Transmembrane protein 87A-like. The coding region runs from base 38 to 1786 and encodes 582 amino acids. The transcript has 21 exons. Gene Ontology annotation, biological process: retrograde transport, endosome to Golgi. Gene Ontology annotation, cellular component: membrane; Golgi apparatus. The record is from RefSeq and is a predicted model, not a curated record. Lineage: Eukaryota; Metazoa; Chordata; Chondrichthyes; Rajiformes; Rajidae.
CGAGUGACCGGGGACUUCCGGUCAGAGUGUAAACAAGAUGGUGGCGAGGAGGCGGCGGGCCUGGAGUUCGCUCUGUUUGUGGUUGUUCACGGUGUUGUGCUGCGGCCUCGACUUCACCGGGGCCGUGUCGGAGCCGGGCAAAUGGAGCAUCAGCGUAACCGGGAGCCAGUCACAGACACGAUUUCCACUGCGAAAGACUUUGUUUAACAAUUCUUACAUUAAACUCAAAUGGACAAAUGUGAACUGCGACUCUCCAGUUAAUCUGAGCGUUGCGUGGUAUUUGAGGAGUUCCCAUUGUUAUGAUGAAUUCUUUUCAGUGAAUGAUGAAAUGGCAACAAAAUACUUUGGCUCUGUGAUUGUGCAGGAAAAUGCUGGAAGUGGUUAUUACAUACUUCAUCGAUACAGCUCCUUUGUAUGUCGAAAUAACAAAACUUUUGGACAGCUACAAGUAAAAUUAUUUGACCAACCAGAGCUAUUGAAAAAAGAGACUCCGGACAUUCAACCUGAACCCGAACCCAAUCCCAAACCAAUGUCCAAAAGGGAAGCAGUCAGCAGGAAGAAAGCUAACAAACAAUCGGUGAAUGAAGAUCGAAAGAUAAAUAGGACCAGCAGAGUAAUCAAACAUCCAGUUUUACGGGACUCCGUGGCAAAGACCUGGGAGGAUGCUCCAUACCUUUUCAUCAUUGAAAUCAAAAAGCCAUUAAUUGACUCCCCUGGAAACAGAAAUUGGCAUUUAAAUUUAGAAGUGGAAAUGGUAGGACCCUAUGGAUACAUCUCUGCCUCGCAAUGGCCACUAAUGAUCUUUUACAUGGUGAUGUGUAUCAUCUACGUGCUCUACAGUCUGGUUUGGCUCCUCCUUUUAGCCUGCUACUGGAAGGAUUUGCUGAGGAUACAGUUCUGGAUUGGAGGGAUCAUCUUGCUUGGAAUGCUGGAAAAAGCCGUCUUCUAUGCAGAAUUCCAAAGUAUCUCACGGCUGGGUGUAUCAGUUCAUGGGGCAGUGGUCUUUGCAGAGCUGCUGUCAGCCGUGAAACGCACCCUUGCUCGGAUCCUGGUCAUUAUCGCUGCACUUGGCUACGGAAUAGUCAAGCCUCGGCUGGGAACCACAUCAUAUCAAGUAGUGGGCAUCGGUCUGCUGUACUUGCUGUUUUCAUCAGUAGAGGGAGUCCUAAGAGUAUCUGUGGAUCGUUCCAUGGCAGCCAUGACCAUCUGUGAGAUUUCUCUUGCGCUAAUAGACUCCUGCAUUGUUUGGUGGAUCUUCGUAAGCCUAUCCCAGACAAUGAAGCAGCUGAAACUCCGAAGAACUCUGGUGAAACUUUCGCUGUACCGGCAUUUUACCAACACGUUAAUAUUUGCUGUUUUUGCUUCAGUGAUCUUUGUCAUCUGGGUGACCAUGACGUUCAGACUUGUAUCCUGUCAGUCGGACUGGCGGGAGCUGUGGAUAGAAGACGCAUUUUGGCGGUUCCUUUUCUCGAUUUUGCUGCUUGUCAUAAUGUUCUUGUGGAGACCCUCUGCAAAUAACCAGAGAUAUGCUUACUCUCCUUUGGUAGAUGACAUUGAUGAGGAAGAAGAAGAGGAACAAUUGAUCAGUGAAGCUUUUGAGGGAAUGAAGAUCAGAACAAUAAAAUCCGAGUCUAAUGGCACAGUCAAAUCCAACAGAAUGGAUGAAGACCUCAAAUGGGUUGAAGAGAAUAUCCCAUCGUCACUAACUGAUGUAGCACUGCCAACCCUGUUGGAUUCAGACGAGGAAAUAAUGAACACCAAAUUUGAGAUCUCCAAAAUGGAAUAAUUGCUUGGAAGUAUGUUACAGACGUUGAAUUACCUUGCAAUCUGAAAACUAAUGGAAUGGAUUUGACAUUUGGACACUUUUUUAUAAAAUGCAGAAGAAAAAAAAGAAUGUGCAAAACAUUCUUCGUGAUGUGACCUUUUGCAAUAGCUUUAACGCUAUUUUAUGUUAGAAGCUUUCACCGAUCACAUUAUUGAAUGGACAUUUUAAACCUGCGACUUUUCCCCUUGUGAAAUUGUUUGAACUCUAUGGAAUGCCACCAGCACCGUGCAAAGGGGAAGAGGGGGUGUUGUUGGUAAGGACAAGACUCAAAUUAGAACUAAACAAAGCAGUCGAAAUGCCAUUUUAUCAACACUUGGGCAAUGUAAAAUAAACUGCACACAGAUAAAGAA